Cladophialophora psammophila CBS 110553 is the source of this 4050-nucleotide messenger RNA. RefSeq lists its product as uncharacterized. The transcript is spliced from 2 exons. The record is from RefSeq and is a predicted model, not a curated record. Lineage: Eukaryota; Fungi; Ascomycota; Eurotiomycetes; Chaetothyriales; Herpotrichiellaceae. The coding region runs from base 1 to 4050 and encodes 1349 amino acids.
AUGGAAUCUCAGAAGCCAUGGCUGGCCGAAUUCAUCAAAACCGCCCUCGAUGCAUGGUUCGGCGAGGUCGAAGGAUGUCGCUCUGCCGAGUAUCAGUUCCAGAAAAUUGACGGUAAUCUGAAGGCAAGCUACAAGGCGGCAUGUCGAAAGACUGUGCGCUUGCUAAAGCUUCCGAAACUUGGUUCUAUGGAACCCAGGGGUGAGAUCUCUGAUGGAAUACACAGUAUAGAGACCAUCUUCCCUCAGGGCACGGCAACUGAAAUGAUACACUCCGGUGUCCAGCAGGGAACACUCUUACACCUUAUUGAUCCUGUCCUUCGAGUCACCCCUCAUGUCAACCCACCGAAACCAUUGCUCCAGAUUACAACCAGCAAGAUUGUGGAGGAGACGGAUCGGUUGGGACAAAUCUUCAAUUCUGGCUGUUCUGUAACAGAGGACCAGGAUGUACGCGAAAGGAUGUCUCAGUACUGGGUCCUGAGAAGACGCAAUCGUGCUCCCUCAAGGCCGGUCUCACGUGCCAGCACAGUCUCUUUCCAAUCGCAGGUUGAUUUUAGCACACAGGCAUGUCAAGGGGCUACAAAACCUGAUGAGGACGCUAAGGAAGAUCUCUCUCAGCCAUUCUGCACACAGGUGCCCAUUGAUCUCAGUGGCUGGAGUCUGACCAGACCAUCCGACCCGGCGGCCUGCAUAGUAAAUGGGUCAGACACCAAUGGCAAAGGUCAUUCUCUGGCGUCGACCCAGGAAAUAAAAAGACCAAACAGCUCUCCAACCUGUCUCCCUUCAAAGCCCGUGCAAGAGUCCGUCUCAGAGGCUAGUCCAUUCGCGCCAAAGAGGGAAAGCAAUAAGCCCCACAUUGAGAUCCUAUCGUCUACAUCCAGACCUACCAAGCAGAGACCAGGAUUUGAAUCGAGAGCUCUGUCAAAUUCAGCCAAUCCUGACCCGCCUCGACUUCUGAGUACUCCUGCCAUCACAAGAGAAAACGACCAAAGUAGCCCUGUGGAAAUGACCGAGCUUGGGACCGACAUUCCAGUUUCUCCCCGAGAGGCGGGAGACCACAGCCAUGAAGAACCACUCAAACUGGCGACAAAAUCGAGUCCUGGAAAGCGAGUUGUUGUCCCGCAAUCGGCUGAAGUGCCGCCAAGUCAUUUUCAGCGUUGGCGAGAAGAGGCACAAGGAGGCAGAUAUAUUCCUAGACAUAUUCAACAUAUCCCACGAGAACAAGCAAAGUUGUUGAAGUCGCUCUUGGAAUCCGGGAACAGCUGGCAACCACCCCUUGUCGGUCGUACACAGAGGCCGGGAGAGGUGCCUUUAGCCCUCCAGGUGCAACUCUAUGACGCUGCAGAUGAGCGAGCAAACAACCGCGCGUCGUCCCCAGAGAAUACAGAACCUGAAGCCUCAGGAAAAGAUCUACCUCCAGCUCGACAUGAACAAGGUCAUGACUUGGCAUCGUCCCACUCGAAUGAAGAGAAUGCUAGCGAUUCCGAAGGAUUGAUCGCCUGGUCUCAAAGUCCGCCAACUCAACAGCGGCGAGCAGUCAGACUACCCCCAAACAGUCCUCCUCCGAACCUAGAGCGACAGAGACAACCUGCCCGUAUUACCUGUGACGGAGAAAAUCAGGAAAGUGCAAUGUUAAGUGGUCCCGAUCCGUCGCUCGCCGGCUUCAUCAGCCAGCAACAAGUGGAUGGAGUUGAGUCAUCAUCUAAUGAUCGCAGCCCUAGUUUUCCUGGACGAAUUUCAAACGAGGGUGCUGAUCUAUCUUCGGCUGCGGAAGCACCAGAUUCGGCGCAAAUACCGCAUGCUGAUCCGAAUGACAAGAGCUCGUCCCAAGAGGAAAUACCUUCCACGACCACAAGGGUGUCAGGUGGCUCCAGUUCGGAGAAAAUACAAGUUACAAGAACGCCAUACGGUGGCAAAGGCAUGAAUUUGUCCCAGCUCCUUGCUGCACAAACCGCUUCGACAAUUCCAAAGAAAAGGAUUGGUGAUAGAAAUCCUGCUUCAACUUUUGUCCCUGGCACCUACAAUGAACCAAGCUCAGGUGAGAUCGCUACAGCUGCAACAACCAAACCCACCAGGGGGGCUCUGUCAGCAAAUGAUAUCUCAGAUUCGACUACUAAAGAGUCGAACCAAAAUAGUCCCGCCGUAGCAAAUGUUCAGUCACAAGAUUGUGAAGCAAUGAAAUCCAAAUACGGAAAUGUUAACCUAGGAGAGCCCUCGAGCUCUGUCCCCAGUGCCAACUUGGACAUUGCAUUUUCUGGAAGAAAUGGCUCACGAAAAAACACCCAGGAUCUUCCUGAUCAGCAAGGUCAGGGGUUUUCUGGCGAAAGCGACGACCUUGGUCCUCAACUUCCCAAUCCGGAGACAGCGGGAGUAAGAGUUGUUGACGCCGAACCAUGCGCGGAAGGAGCUGAUCAGACUGUGGCAGAGGACAGUCCAAAAGAAGAAAGGAAAGCAGCUGGUGGAUCUGGUGGAAAGGCCACUGCAACCUCCAUGUCUGAGGCUCGUGAGAUGACUUCGGUUUCUGCAAAAAGGAAGCGAACAGAUUCAGGAGGCAGUGACGUCCCAAUCAAAAGUCAGCGGCAAGUCCCAGAGGGCAUGGACGUCGGUCCCGACUGCAUACCUGUCCUCGGGAGACAGAUAGAGCAUCACGAGCAUCGAUUGAGACAGAUUGCCAAGCCCCAAGAUUCGAUGCGAGGUCCUGGUUCACCUCCAAUAGAACCGCCGCCGCUCGGAAGCUCUCACUCAGCAUUGUUAGGUAGUGACGCCGGCAUCUCAGAGUCAGCAGACACUCCAGAAGGUAGAUGGCUGCUCGCCUUGCUCAACAUGAAGUCGCGCGACGCCAACAACACAGAACCCGGUGAGGAAAGAAGACAACAUUCGCCGAUGGCCUCGCGGCCGAUUAGUGAGGCCAAGGUCUCGACAGCUCAUUCUCUCCUGUCAUCUAGGCUCGAUAACGACGGCAGCAGCGACACAUCGGAACCAUUGCCAAACCAGAGAAGACGCAGCCGGCAGCCAGAGUCUACAGCUAUGGCACCAAGGCAGUCGUCGACGCCAAUCACUCGUCGAUCUGCAUAUGGUGGAGGCUAUAACGGGGACAUCAAAGCCAUGUCAGAUGAGCCGGACGGGACUGAUAGUCUCUUCGAAAGGUACCGGGCAGCAUAUCCCGACUAUGACGGGAAAGUGGAUGAUUUCCUCAACUCAUACUGCUUUGUCAAGGAAAUCUGGAUCCGCGAACCAUGGCCCAAAUCGAUACAUCCAUCCCAUCUCGACGAUGCCGUCUUUCACCACUACCACAGUUAUCAGCCUUAUACAAGGGGUGCAGGGACAGCAGCUAUGGGGUUUGUUGAAUUCUUUCAUAAAUUCGUUGACCCAAGACACCAUGAAAGGAUCAUCAGACCCUCUGCCCUCGAAACGCCUUCGAGUCGAGAUGCUACAAUGAGAAGGUCGACUCGGGGCGACAUCUUGGUACCCCAACAAGAGCAAAUCUUUGAUCCUGCACUGGUUCCGGCAACCAAGACAAUGAAACCACAGACAGCAAAAGAAACGAUUGCCGAACAACGUCGGCGGUUUGAGCGUCUUGACCAAGCUAGGGAGCACGCCAUCGAAGACUGCAUUGAUUCCAUCGAAAGAUGGCGUGAAGGUGCUGCUCGUACCGCCUCUCCCGAACUGGGAACACCAGACCUUGACAGGAGUCUUUCACUGCGAACAUCAGAUAAAGAGUCUCCAGACCCACAGACAAAGACCUCAAUACCUGUCACCACAUCCCAACUACAGAAGCUUCCUCAUCCAUCAGCCAGCCUAUUCGUCAAGCCUCAAAGAACUGCUGCAGUCAACAGAGCAGAAUCGACGACAGCCAAGAGAGCCACGGCCACCAGGAGCUCGUCCGUGCGGGCCAAGAAGCAACCACCGACGCGAGACUUCUGGAGUGGCACAAGCACGGCGUUCAUGAUAUUCGAGCAACAGUACGCUAAGCCGGCUGCUGAGAAGAAGUGUAGGGCUUCCCGUGGGACUGCGCGUUCUACCCAGUCUGGGCCCAACAGCAACAAGGCAUAG